GUGGAUAGUUCCACAGGUGGUAACAACAAGGCAAAUCAAUCACGAAGAACAUCGUUGGUGAGUCGUUCAGACUUCAGAAACACAAUUUCUUGCCUUCCCCAGAUUUUCUCUCCUACUCUUUGUUUUACUUUUCUUCUUCAUCGUUUUGGUCAAAGGGAUCCUUAUACGACGUCGCUUUAUUCACUUCCUACCUCCUGUCUCAAUCUCCACUUCUAGGGUUUUCCUUUCCAAAUUUCUUUUUUACGUCCUCCUAUGGUGGAUUUACCACUCCUACAUAUCCAAUUUUAAGGGUACUGUUAUUCACUACUUUGGCUUCAAACAUCUCAGCAUGGGGCUUUGUGUGACCAAGCCUAAAACUGAUGGAGAUGACUCUGAUCAUAAUGCUGAGUUCGCUGAUAGCAAUGUGAUCAUCAUCAAUACAAAAGAAAGUUGGGACCAGAAGCUGGAAGAAGCAAAAAGGGAUGGAAAGAUUGUCAUUGCAAACUUCAGCGCAAAUUGGUGUGGUCCUUGCAAAAUGAUUGCACCAUUCUACUGCGAGCUAUCUGAGAAAUAUCCUUCUCUUAUGUUUGUUGUAAUCGACGUGGAUGAAAUGACUGACUUCAGCUCCUCGUGGGAUAUUAAAGCCACUCCUACUUUCUUCUUUCUCCGAGAUGGUGAACAAAUUGACAAGCUCGUUGGAGCGAACAAACCCGAGCUGCAGAAGAAGAUAAUUGCACUUUUAGAUUCAACUGCUUGUGAUGAGAAAUGAUUUGGUAUCAUGAAAAGAUCUGCAGGUCUCCCUUUUGCCCUUGUGAAUUUAGAAAUGCUGUGUGUAGAAUUUUGUUCGGCCUUAACUUGUAAAAUGUAAAUACUGAUUGAUCGCAUGGAAAUGGUUUAUUUUGUUGAAGAUUUUUGGGAUAUUUUGGAAACCUGAGAAUCAUUCUUACAAUGUCUUUUAUAAUUAUAGGUGUUUGUAAAAUAUCUAAUACAAUUCGAUCUGCACGAUUUAAUUCAAUUUAAUCUGCAAAUUGCGGCUAUGUGCACUUAUAAGAAA
This is a messenger RNA of Cannabis sativa, 1033 nucleotides long. Its product is annotated as thioredoxin H-type. The transcript has 5 exons. The record is from RefSeq and is a predicted model, not a curated record. Bases 329 to 748 code for a protein of 139 amino acids. NCBI's taxonomy places the organism in Eukaryota, Viridiplantae, Streptophyta, Magnoliopsida, Rosales, Cannabaceae.